AUGGAGAUAAAAAAAUGGUCACAAAUUGCUGAGAAGAUGAUUGCAAGGGCUGGGAAGCAGUGUCGCGAGAGGUGGUUUAAUCAUUUGAGACCUGAUAUUAAGAAAGAUGGUUGGAGUGAAGAAGAAGAAAGGAUGUUGAUCGAGGCUCACAAGAAGAUUGGCAAUCGAUGGGCGAAGAUUGCCAAACAAAUCCCAGGAAGAACAGAGAACUCAAUAAAAAAUCAUUGGAACGCGGUGAAGAGAAAACAAAAUGUACAAAGAAAGAUGAAAAAUUCGACGCAAGAAGUUCAAACUCUAAAGACAACUAUUCUUCAAGUUUAUAUAAAUAGUAACAAUCAUGAUAAUGCUAUGAUGAGUUCGCAAAUUAUUGAUGCCAACUUUGUCGGCUCUUCAAUGACCGAUGAUAUUGUAUUGACAUUGUAUUCGCCAAAUGAUGAUGAAAAUAUGUUCGAGGUGAUGAUGAAGGAACCCUAUCACGAUGAGCUGGACUUUAUGGUCAAUCUUUUCAGCAAUAAAAGUGAUCAGAAUGUGAAUUGUGCGACUAAUAAAGUUCAAGAAUCGGACAUCGCCAACAAUACCCAUCUAGCAUCAAAUAUUUUUCAGGAAUUGGUAUUUGGCAUGGACCGUAGUAAUAUUGCUAGUUACAUCUAUCUUGGAAAUGAUCACCGAAGUAGGAUGAUCAUUUCAGCUAGGGAAAUCAAGGCAGCCAGGGCAUUCGGUUUGUUGCCAUUCACCACAAUGGGGACAAAACAAUUUGUUGUUAGAAAAACUAUGGAAGACAAAGAUGAGGAUUACGCUUAUGAUCGAUGA
Messenger RNA from Impatiens glandulifera, 810 nucleotides. Its product is annotated as transcription factor MYB64-like. The transcript is spliced from 4 exons. Gene Ontology annotation, molecular function: DNA-binding transcription factor activity, RNA polymerase II-specific; RNA polymerase II cis-regulatory region sequence-specific DNA binding. Gene Ontology annotation, biological process: regulation of DNA-templated transcription. Lineage: Eukaryota; Viridiplantae; Streptophyta; Magnoliopsida; Ericales; Balsaminaceae. Gene Ontology annotation, cellular component: nucleus. Bases 1 to 810 code for a protein of 269 amino acids. The record is from RefSeq and is a predicted model, not a curated record.